AUGAGACAUGCAUACCUUGGCCUAGUGCUCUUGCUGGCGAGCUUGAUCCUCUUGCAUCUCUUCGCUGCGCCUUACACCAAGGUAGAGGAAUCGUUUCAUGUUCAAGCGACGCACGACAUCCUCGCACAUGGACUGCCUUAUGGUGAUUCCAUCGAGCACGGUCAUUAUGAUCACUUCGACUUUCCGGGUGCCGUGCCGAGGACUGCGGUGGGAGCGACUAUACUCGCUGGCUUAAUGCCCAUGUCAAUUGCGACGUGGACGGGAGUGAACCAACAAAUAUGUAUUCGAGCUCUCCUCGGCUUAUACAAUGCCCUUGCUCUGGGGAUCUUUGCCCGGGGCUUGCGGAACAGCUUCGGCCAGACAGUGGCUGUUUGGUACUUGCUGUUUCAAUGCAGUCAAUUUCACCUGAUCUACUACGCCUCAAGGCCACUGUCGAACAUGUUCGCCUUUGGGUUGACCACCCUAGCCAUGCGAUACCUCUUACCCGACUCAAUAGCACAGCCUGGAUCGGCGCACUCUCGCCACGUGGGCGUGAGAUUGGCCCUCUGUCUCUUGACCGUGGCCGGGGUGAUAUUCCGCGCUGAGAUUGCCCUUCUCCUCGCAUUCACCACUCUGUCUCUACUGACCGUGCAUGGGAAAGAAGUGCUGGUGGAUGUGGUUGUUGCCGGAGUCGUGGGACUACUUGGCGGGCUUCUUUCCACCGUCGGCAUUGACACGAUCUUCUGGAAAAAAUGGGUUUGGCCUGAACUGAAUGCUUUUGUGUUCAACGUUGUCGAAGGCCAGUCCUCUGCCUGGGGCACCGAGCCCUUUUGGUUCUAUUUCACCAACGCAUUGCCUCGACUUCUUUUGAACCCGCUGGUCUAUCUGAUUGCGAUUCCAGUGGCGCUGCAGAAUCCCGCACUUAGACGGCCAAUGCUACCUCUACUGGCACCAUCAGUGUUGUUCGUUGCAUUGUACAGUGCGCAGCCACACAAGGAAUGGCGCUUCAUUCUCUACGUUGUCCCUGUUCUCACUGCUACAGCCGCUCUGGGAGCAGCAUACCUUUGGCGCCGGCGCGAUCGGUCUUUCUUCGCUCGCCUUGCAUGUCAAAUGCUAGCGGUUUCCACCAUGGCAUCAUUCGCCCUGUCGACUUUCGUGUUGUUGCCAGCCUCGGCGGCCAAUUACCCCGGCGCGCAUGCUCUAAAUGCUCUCCACGCAUACCAUGACCGGGCCUCCUCGUCCACCGAUCCCGGUGCAUAUGUCUACCUUGGUAACCUAGCCUGCCAGACAGGAAUCACUCGAUUCCUCCAGCGACCAACGACACAGGGCUGGGUCUACGACAAGACAGAAGACGAAGCCACCAAAUCCCACUCGGCGGGACUCGGAGAGCCGUUUUGGGACCAAUUCGACUACGUCGUCGUGGAGGCAUCCGACGAUCCAGAAUACCAGGACCCCGAUGAAAGCAUGUUGAUGCAAGCGCUCCCAUCCUCGCGCUGGCAAAUCGCCGACGUGAUUGAUGGCUUCACCGGCAUAUCUAUCUUGAAACCGGGCUCUCCCGCAACUGCGCAGGUAGAACGGCGCAUUUUGUCCCUUAUGGGCGUUGAGUCUCUGUAUGAUUCCUAUGUGCUUGCCCGGGAUGUGGUCAGAGAGCUUGUUCUGCGUGGUUGGUGGGUCGAGCUGAAGAUGAGGCCGAGGAUUAAGGUCCUGAACCGGAUUCGUGAUGACAAGUGA
Molecule: messenger RNA, 1710 nt
Organism: Penicillium diatomitis
Lineage: Eukaryota; Fungi; Ascomycota; Eurotiomycetes; Eurotiales; Aspergillaceae
Product: dolichyl-P-Man:Man(7)GlcNAc(2)-PP-dolichol alpha-1,6-mannosyltransferase
Exons: 3
Coding region: 1-1710 (569 amino acids)
Biological process (GO): protein N-linked glycosylation
Cellular component (GO): endoplasmic reticulum membrane
Molecular function (GO): alpha-1,6-mannosyltransferase activity
Source: RefSeq, a predicted model, not a curated record